Messenger RNA from Liolophura sinensis, 3794 nucleotides. RefSeq names its product E3 ubiquitin-protein ligase RNF170-like. The transcript is spliced from 5 exons. Gene Ontology annotation, molecular function: metal ion binding; ubiquitin protein ligase activity. Lineage: Eukaryota; Metazoa; Mollusca; Polyplacophora; Chitonida; Chitonidae. The coding region runs from base 63 to 860 and encodes 265 amino acids. The record is from RefSeq and is a predicted model, not a curated record.
UUGACAGUUUCCAAGUUGACGUGUGUAAAUGAAAGUGUGUUUUGUGGUAAAAUGAGUGCCUUAUGAUGGAGCCGCACGUUGUGUCAGAGUCAUCUAUGGUGGAAGGAAUCGGGGAUGAAGUGGUUUAUUCCGUUGUGUCUGUUGUGUCUAUUUUCUUAGCGUCUGCAUACAUGUUCUCCCACUUUUACAGAAACCAGUGGUCUCGAGGCAUCCAUCCAGAGAGUGCAGCGUCUGUUGAGCUGACAAGAGAGCGAUUGGCAGCCCAAACUGUAGGUGCAAGACAGCCUCCUAGGGUAUCUCGCUCCCCAUCAGAUGACCAGACAUGUCCAAUCUGUCUUGCUGAGGCUCGGUUUGGUAUAGAAACAAAUUGUGGACAUUUGUUUUGUGGCCAGUGCAUUGUAACAUACUGGAGGCAUGGAACGUGGCUGGGUGCUGUGAGAUGCCCGGUGUGUAGGCAACAAGUUACUAUUUUAUUAUUCAAUUUCAAUCAAGAGGAGAACUCUACAGCAUCUAGAGAAAAAGAUGAAAUCGUAUCCCAGAUUCACUCUUACAACAGGCGGUUUUCAGGGGAGCCCAGACCACUGUUGGAUUACAUCCGGGACUUGCCAGCCCUUCUGCGCCAUGCCGUCACAGAGUUUUUCUCCAUGGGAGGAUUGAUAUGGAUGUUCCGUAUGCGCGUUAUUAUCUGUUUUAUCGCAGCACUGUUAUAUUUUGUGUCACCUUUGGACAUCAUCCCUGAAGCUGCGUUUGGUAUUUUAGGAUUUUUGGAUGACUUAUUUAUAUUUUUGCUACUGGCUAUAUACGUGAGCAUUAUUUACAGACAAGUGAUGGAGUCUCGAGCAAGAGCAGCACCCCAGUGAUCUACAUAACUCUUCUGUCAGUGGGAAAACCAGACUAAAAAGCCAGCUGGGUGCUCCAUUCAGUCCCCAUUCUGCCUAAUGAUUAUCUCCCCCUGCUGAAGGCACUGUGACAAGUGAAACAGAAUGCAUGCUGGAAUAAGAGUAUUCGAGUCAGGCUGGUAAAAUUACUCAGCGUUGCACAAUAUAUACUGUGUUUUGUUUAGUCCUAUGUUGUACAUUUUGGUAUCUGAUUAUUAUUAUGAAUUUAAAUCUUGUCACCAAGCCAUUCGCUAGUACAGUGUGCACAAGUCUUCCCAGCCUUCAUCAUAGAUAUAGAUUAUAUCAGAUGUAUUAAGAGUCAAUGAAUGAUUACGGCUUAAGGCCACAUCAAGAUGUAAUCAUUUAUGAAGUAUCUAAGGAUUUGAUUGUAUAUUAAAGCUAUAUUUGUUAUUUUGAUCAAUUUGACGUGACUGCAAAAUUUUUUUUCUCUUUAAAUAUUUAGAGUAGGCAAAACUUGUAUUUAGCAUUCAUCAAGUUGAUAGUGUCUUUAAUUUCAACUUUUAAUUGCGAGAACUGAAAUGCUUGGACAUCCCAAACCACAGCAGAAUAUACUUGAAACAUGUCAAAAUAUCCUUCAGGCAAUUUGCCAGAUUUGACAACUUAAAUGUUUUCAUUCAGAGCCAGUAGGCGCUUGCAGUGUAAUAAAAUGCCAUGAUGUAAUAAUAUUGCACUUUGGGUAGAACUUGCUGGCAAUGUAAUAUUAUUACAAUAUGGGUUACAAGUGCUAUGGGUAAUAUUAUUAUGAUUUGCUGCCCAGUUAUUACAUUAUGAGUAAUUAUCACCAAGUGCUUUGUGCCCAGGAUAUUACACUAUGGGUAGUCUGGGCCUGUGCAUGCUGUUAUGCAUUGCAUCAAGGUACAUUUGUGUAUGCUUAGGGUUUUAUGUUGUACUUAACAAUUUUACAAUCAUACGACGACAAGGCGUCAUCAGGAGUGUGUAAUCCUACAUAUGCUGCAUCUUCUUGUGGCAUUGCGAGUCCAUGCCACCAAAGUGCUGCCCCACUGAAGUAUCAUGCCAAAGACACCAGACAUGACACCUCACCUAGUCACAUUAUACUGACACCAGGUCAACCAGUUUUGUUUCUUAGCUCUAUAAACCUAUCAGUAAAGGGGCUUGAAGUAGUUCUAAAGUCUUUGGUAAGACCCAUCUCAGGUGUCAUCCCAACUUCGUAUUGCAAGGAGGUGAACAUAAUGUAACACACUUGUAUUCACACGGUAUGCAUAUGAUCAAUAAUAAUGCCCCUGCUCAAGUAUGUGUUUUUGGUCUCAUUCCCCUGACGUUAUCAGUUAGGUCAAGCUGGUAACUUUUGAGAACACACAAGUGUUGGUUACCAUGUUUAAUAUCAAAAUCAACCAGUUUGAAAUUCCAGUAUAACCUUGAGCAAUCUUCAAAUUCAACAAUCCAGCAGUAGUUCCUGAGAUAUAAAGUAAGAUGUCUCAUAUAGUAGGUGAGUUUCGAGUUGGAACUCGUUUGUCGUCAAAGGUAAAAACAGUCCUUCUUUGUCACGAAAAAUGUUAGGCAACCUUUGUUGACAUUAAUUUACUGAUCACCUGUCUCACCCUUUUCAAGAGUCAUAAUUGACACUUCUUUCCUAUAAUGAACUUCUCAAGUACACAUAUGUUAAAAUUCUCAAUUUUCUGCAUCAUUGGUCUAAUCUAAAUUUUUCAGAUGCUUAUGUUAUAAUGAAUGCGAACAAAAACAGUUGCCUAACAGGUCACAUGAUACAGUUGGAUUUUUUUCUACCUUCAUCGCUGAAAGAGUUCAAACCCGAAACUCCCCUAUUUGCGUGUAAAAUGCACGGAUAGUGUAAAUAAGACCCUAAAUCUCCGAGCCUGGCUUACGUCUGUCCUGACCUUGUGCCAAUCUAACAGCGAAUUCUAACCUUAUGUUGAUGCCAACUCUUGUGGAAACCUGAUACACUAGUGCAGAACUAAAUAAUUUUGUUACACAAGGGACAUAAAUUGGCUAAUCAAGACCUGUAGUGUUACAUAGCUGAAUGGUUAUACGCUAUUGGCAACACUUGCUACCCACAACGUAAUGUUACUUUAUUGGAAGCAAAUGGCUAAGCGUAAUAUUUAUUACAUUAUGAGAUUUUGUAGUAGUACAAAAAUCAAGACGUUUGUUAGGUACCUGAGGAAUGUCAGUAUUUCACUCCGGUUACCUCCACUCUUAAACCUGGCUCUCUUCAUAUCCGUGAAACAUUUUUGAACAAUCUGUUUAAAACAUCAAUCAUUCAUUUUUCAGCAAGCGACACAGCUUUCCGUGAUACAGACAUUGUGCAAUGUAUUUGAAAUUGUACAAAACUAAGCACCUUCAGCUUUUGUCAGUAUAUGUGGCUUUUAUAUCUUAAUAUUGUUCUGCACUGUGAAAACCAUGCGUGAGGGGGUAUUUUUACUGGUGGAGUUAUCUCCCUUUGGUGCAUCUGCAAUUUAGGUCUUAUAAAUUACAUUUGCUGUGCAGAUGUUCUCAGUGUUAUAUUUCAGGUUGAAAGUGUAAUUUUACGAAAAAAAUAUCAAUUUGGUUAGAGGCUAACAGUUUCUGCAUUUAUUCUCAAUAUUUUUUUACCUGGAUCAUACAUGUUCUUUUGAGAUCUGUGUGAAUAAAGAUGAGAUCUUUAUGCAACUACAGAUACCGAUACGUGUUGUCUUUAAAAUGUCAGCAAAAGAAAAAAAUGUUGUGGAAUUUUACGAGCUGAUGAUCAGAUCGCUUGGACAUUAAAGGAAUUGGUUCAAUCCCAGCCUUGGACAUGGAAUUUGUAUAUUCCAUUACUCUAACAGGUUGUGAGGCCUCCAAGUUGACAAUGCUGAUGUGGCUGUAUACUUGGUCUCCUAUUUUGCUGAGGACCAUUGUUCUUUCACCAUUAUCCUGUGGAUAUCUGUACAUUGCAAGCAGGAA